Messenger RNA from Cuscuta campestris, 902 nucleotides. The record is from the annotation of a GenBank genome assembly. Lineage: Eukaryota; Viridiplantae; Streptophyta; Magnoliopsida; Solanales; Convolvulaceae.
UGCUAGAGGUGGGGGUACCCUUUUUUUUUAAGGAGAAAAGCUUGGAAACAAAUUCAAGAGAAUUUUUCAUGUCUUUAAAGCAGGUCGGCCGGAUCGGUGAGGAGUACUUUGCCCGGUUGGUGAAGUCAAAGGAUGAGGAGAAGGCCCGGAUGGAGGCCAUGAUGUUCGAAUGCCGGAAAGAGGCCCAGGCCGCCCGUGCCAAGGCGGAGAAGGUGGAGGCGAAAUGGAUGGAGCACUGCACGGUCUAUCGCCAGCACUAUGCCAAGCACGAUGGUCUUCUCAAGGCCGCGAAAGAGGCCGAGGAUCAAGCUCAGGAGAAGAUCCAAAAGCUGGGGGCCGAGAACGCCUGGUCUGCUGAGGAGAUCGCUCGGCUGGAAGACGAGCUGGCAAAGGAGCGGGCGGAGCGUGCUGCCCUUGCUGCUGCCUGGGCUGUUCAAGAGCCUGAGGAGUUCGCCGCUCAGGCGCUACCUGACCGGGAGACAGCCAUCCGCUUCUUCCAAGGUUUAUACAAGUACAAAGUCUCGACCGGGAUCGUCGACGAGAUCGGAACCUUCGACUUUGAGAGCAGUCAGUACACCGAGCGGCAGGCCCUCUAUCGCAUUCUUGAGCAUAGGAUCCAAGGUUUUCAGCCCAAGGCCCUUUCUCUGCCCGAGCUGCAUGACGAAGCGCCGGUCCCUCCAUUCUCAGGAAUCUGAUCUAUCCUGCCUUCUCCUAGAUAUAUUUUUUAUUUUCUGAUGUAAUGAUCUGCCUCCGAGCACUUUUUUGUAAGACGUCUAAAUAUUAAUGCAAGUGCUUUUCUUCUAUAUUGUGUGCUGAGUGCUAAGUACUUUACUCUAAGUCAUCUAAAUUUUCUUCAACUUAAGAUUUUUAACCAUUUAGAUUAGUAAAUAAUAGCCCGGCUG